Messenger RNA from Cinara cedri, 4555 nucleotides. The record is from the annotation of a GenBank genome assembly. NCBI's taxonomy places the organism in Eukaryota, Metazoa, Arthropoda, Insecta, Hemiptera, Aphididae.
AACCAUGUGUAAAUGUUUAAUAAUAACAACAAAUUGUACGUGUAUUAAUAUAUUGUAUAUUAUUGAAUACCUAUCUGAAAUCUAAGUACAUAUAUUACUUUGCAGUCAAAGUUAACGUAUGACUAGUAGAAGAUGUCAACUUCUGCCCUAAAAUGGGAUAUGAUAAAAACUAUUGGCGAUCAUGAUGUCGUGGAAGACGUCUCAUCAGAUUCUGAUGUCGAAGUUGAAGUAAUUUUAGUUUGAAUUAUUAAACUGUAUUUAACUAAUAUUGAAAUUUAAAAUGCUAUAUUUAUUUAGCACCAACCUAAAAAACAUAAAACGAAAGGUGAUUCACAUUUCGAUGAUGAAUUUAAGUUUUUAUCUGUGGCUUCAGAGUAUAAUCAUGAUACAUGGGAUGAUCUACAAAAGUAUAUAAAACGUAAAGGUACUAAUAGAACGGAUGAAAAAAUAGAAAAAUCACGUAGAUAUGUGAAGUCUUUUGUGAGUAUUUUUAAAACAAUUAUAAAUAGGUUUUUGAAAAUUGACUGAUAUUUAUUAAUAGUUACCUGAUGUUACCACUGAAGACCAUGAAGAUUAUAAUGAAUUAUCAGAUUGUGAUUCUUUGUCUGACGAUGAACUAAAGAAAGGUGUGUUAAUGAAUAUUUUGCACAUAAUUUAAUAACCGAUUUGAUUUUAAUUUGUUUUUCAGAUGGUAUCAAAGAUAGACAAAAGUUAGUUGGUAAACGAAAUAAAAAAAAAAAAGAAGUAGAAGAAAAUAAAAAUGAAAUAAUUGUGGAAGAUACUGACAAAUUUUUUGAAGAUGCACCUCCAUUUGAAGACAAUGCUUCUUUUUAUCAAAUGAAUAUUUCAAGACCUUUAAUGAAGGCUAUAAGUGCAUUGAACUAUGUACAUCCAACACCUAUACAAGCAGCUGCAAUACCUGUAGCACUCUUAGGGAGAGAUAUUUGUGGUUGUGCUGCUACAGGUACUGGUAAAACAGCAGCUUAUAUGUUACCUAUACUAGAAAGACUUUUAUAUAGGCCCAAGGGUUUUACCCCUAUUACAAGGUACAUAAAUGUUAUAAAUAUUAAUAGUUUUUAAAUUUUAACCAGUUAUAUUUUUGUAGAGUUUUAGUUUUGGUACCAACUCGAGAAUUAGGUGUACAAGUGUAUCAAGUUACUAAACAACUUGCACAAUUUACAACUGUUGAAGUUGGUCUUUCUGUUGGUGGUUUAGAACUCAAAGUGCAAGUAAGAUGAUACAAUUUUAUUUAUGUAUUAAUUUAUAUUUUAUAAUUUAGUAUAUUUUAGGAAUCAAUUUUACGAAAAAAUCCUGAUAUUGUUAUUGCCACACCUGGAAGAUUAUUAGAUCAUUUACAAAAUACUCCAUCAUUUUCAUUAUCAGAUUUAGAAGUAUUAGUACUGGAUGAAGCGGAUAGAAUGUUAGAUGAAAACUUUGCUGAUCAAAUGAAAGAAAUUAUAAAUAUGUGUUCUUGUACCAGACAGACAAUGUUAUUUUCAGCUACUAUGACUGAUGCUGUCAAUGAUCUUGCUUCUGUUUCAUUAAAUAAACCUGUUAAAAUUUUUGUUGAUAGCAAUACUGAUGUAGCUUUUAAUUUAAGACAAGAAUUUGUAAGGUAUAGAAAAAUGGAAAAAAAACAUUGAUAAACUUGAAAUAUUAAUAAUCGAUAUCUUUGCUAUAGAUUACGCCAAGGAAAAGAACAAGAUAGAGAUGCAACUUUAGCAGCCUUAGUAUGUAGAACAUUUAGAGACCAUACCAUGAUAUUUGUACGAACUAAAGCAGAUGCCCAUCGAGUGAAAAUUCUACUUGGACUUUUUGGUUUAAAAGUAAAAUGAAAAAACUGAUAUAUUAUCAAUAAAGUUCAUUAUCUUAAUUGAAAUAUAUGUUUAGGUUGGUGAAUUACAUGGAAACUUAUCUCAACCUCAAAGAUUGGAAGCAUUACGUAAGUUUAAAGAUGAAGAACUCGAUUUAUUAAUUGCUACAGACGUUGCUGCUCGUGGUUUAGAUAUUCGAGGAGUUAAAGCUGUUAGUUGAGUUACAUAUUUUUUGAUAAUAAAUUCUCAUUAGAUAUAAUUAAGAAAUGAUCAAUAUAUUUAUAAUUAUUGCAUUAACGUUCAAAAGUAUUUUAAAUUAAUCUGCAAUCAUUUUUGUUUUUAAAUAUUUAGGUUAUUAAUUACACCAUGCCGCCAACUGUUGAACAUUAUAUUCAUCGAGUCGGUAGAACGGCUCGAGCAGGUCGAUCUGGCGUUUCUGUUUCAAUAGCAAGUGAAAUAGAUCGAAAAGUUUUAAAAGAUGUGAUAAAAAAAGCAAAACACCCAGUAAAAAAUCGGGUUAUUCCUAUUGGUAAAUAUAUUUUAUUUUUUAAAUGAUGUGUUUAAUAAAUAAUAAUAACCAUUUAAAUAUGUAAAUACAUUUUAGAGAUUUUAGAUAAGUACAAAGUACGUGUAGAUUCUCUUAGAAAUGAGGUUAAAUGUAUUAUGCAUGAAGAGUAUGAAGAACGACAAAUGAGCCGAACCGAAGAAUUUGCUGAAAAAACUGAAAAAAUGGCAAAAACAAGUAUAAGCACUCUGAUUAAAAACAAAGAAGAAAAAAAAAGAGAUUGGUUUCAAACACAAAAAGAAAGACAAGACGCUAAAAGUAAAUUUUAAGCUAAAUAUUUUGUUAUUAAGGGAUGUGGUAAAAUUUAUCAAGGUCAAUUUAAAAGGUUUACAUAAUCUACAGUGAAUUAUUUGUAUAAUUCUUUAAUUCAAAUAUUUAAAUGCUCUAAUUAUAAAAUAAUCAAAUCAGAUUUUUAAAAAUUAUCUUUAUAACAUAUAUUACUUUGAAAUGUUCAAUUAAUUAUUAUCUAUAAAUAUUUGUCUUAAAAUACAAUUUAUCAAGUAAUUAUAAGUAAGCUGUUUACUGGUGUCUCAUUUGAUUUGUGUUCAUCACAUGAUAUUAUGAUGUAUUUUCAGAGAGAUCACGAGAAGCUUUUUCAUCAAAAAUAGAGAAAAAUAUAAAAAAAAAAAAGAAGAAUGACGAAGAUAAAGGUAGUAAUGAGGAAGAAAUUGAAAAUCAAAAAAAAUUGCAAAGAACUGCCAAUUUCCAAGCUAGAAGUGCAAAAAAUAAAAUGAAACCUAAAAAGAUAAAUGCAAUGUCCAAUUUUGAACAAGGUUUGUAAGAAGUUUUGUUUAUUUUAAUUUAAUUACAAAAUACACAUCUGUGGGUAUUUCAAUGAGUUUGACAAUGUCUAUUAAUUAUUUUUAAUAAUACGUUAAGUACACUAAACUCAUAAGUAAAAAAAAAUAUAAUAUUGAGAGAGUGGGAAAUUACUAUAAAUAAUAUGAUGCAGAAAUAGAAAGAGCUAAAGUAAAAAUCAUGUGAUGUAUGUAUAGGAUAUUUGGAAAUAAUAUUUUAAUAAUUUUCUUAUUAAUUUUGUCAUUAAAUUUAAUUUUACAUAAUAAUUAACUAUUUACAUUACAGGUAAAUUUUUGUCAAAGUCUUCUGGUAGUAAACCAAAAAAAGGAGGGUCUGUUUUUGACUCGCAGUUUACAGAUGUAAGCAAGUCUGGUGUUAAAAAGUAUAGAUACGAGUAAGUACAUAAUAUUGGGUAAACUUUUUUAUGAAUGAUAUAUAUUCAUUAUAUAACUAAGAAAAAGGCAAUAUUACUGUUUACAUUUUAAAUUAAAAUGUUGAUUUAUUAUAUUAUAUUAAUAAUUAGGUUAUGAUCAACCAGAAUGAAUAUGAAAAUACAUACUAAUUCACACUUUUGGAAAUUUUAAAUAACAAUUGCUAAUAAUCUAAUUAAUUUUGAUGUAUUGCAAUUUAAAAUUUUCUAGAAAAUAUUCGUUUUUGAAAUGUAUAACAAAAGUUAAUAAUAUAGUUUGUAUACCUUUUAAUGUUAACAAACUGUAAUAUGUUGAAAAAUAUAAAUAAUCAUCGAUAGAAUUGUAUCAUAGAUAAUAAAAAAAUGUAUUAUCUAUGGUAUCAUCAAGUAUUUUAAAGUUUUAAUUUCUUUAAAUUAAAAAUAAAAGUAACUAGUAAAAAAUAAGUAUAUUAAAUUACUUUAUUAGGAAUGCUGUAGUGGAGGGUAUAAGCUGUAUACCUAUUACUUAAUGAUAAUUUUGAAUAUACACUGUAUACCUUCUGGAUAAAAUCAUAUACUCUCUAUUGUAGUGAAAUCGCAAAAAAUAAUAUACAGCUAUUUAUUUAUUAUUAUCAUUUUUGGUUGGUUGCAAAAACUAAGACUUACAAUGAAAUUAAUUUUAACUGUUAAACAAACAAUAUUAUACUCUCUUGCUUUUUUAACUACUUUAGCACUGUUUAUUAGGUAUUAUUUAUGAUCUUACUUCAAAUGAAUCUUUUAAGGUGUAUACAUUAUAUUAAAAUAUUUGAUUAUUAUUAGGGCUAAUCAAGCUAAACGAAUGUUGGCAAAAAAGAAAUCUGCAUUAAAUCAGAAAAAUCAAAAAGGAAAAUCAGUCUCUUCAAAGAAACCAAGUUUCAAAAGCAAGGGAGGCAAAAGAAGAUGAAUAAUUCAUAAAUAAUAAAAUUGUAUAUUAUAUAUUUUUUGUGUCUA